Messenger RNA from Rhizopus microsporus ATCC 52813, 2130 nucleotides. RefSeq names its product RNI-like protein. The record is from RefSeq and is a predicted model, not a curated record. Bases 376 to 2121 code for a protein of 581 amino acids. Gene Ontology annotation, biological process: SCF-dependent proteasomal ubiquitin-dependent protein catabolic process. Gene Ontology annotation, cellular component: SCF ubiquitin ligase complex. The transcript has 3 exons. Gene Ontology annotation, molecular function: protein binding. Lineage: Eukaryota; Fungi; Mucoromycota; Mucoromycetes; Mucorales; Rhizopodaceae.
GAAGAAGAAGAUGAUGAUGAUGAAUAUGAAAACACGAUAGAGGAUAGCAUGUUAAUGAACCAAAAGGCAGUUGAAUCAAUAAAAAGGCAUAAGCGUGUUUGGUGUGUUCAUACCUGUACUCAUUCAAGUUUUCAGCAAAAGAGAGUUUCAUGGCAUAUUGGAAUUAUACCUAAAGCUUAAAUAUUCCCCUUUUUCUUUCUUUCCUUUUUUACCCUUACCCCCCUCUCUCCCCUUUUUACUACUGCACCUAUAUUCCCACUCAUCUACACUCUCCAAUAUAUAUUUAUAAACAAAUAUGCAUUUUUUAAUUCUUUUUCAUAUUUCAUCUUUGGACCUGGUUCUUUUUUUUUCCCUUUUAAAAUUAUAUAUAUAAAAAUGGCAACCAUCGCACAUUUAAUGUUAUCACUGGUCGUUCAAAGUAAUAAUAUUCAUAUGCAAUACCAGACAUUCCAUGACUUGUACAAGGAAGCCAAAAGCAUGUGGAAUCAACAAAACUAUGUUCAAUCCUAUCGUCUAUUCUAUUAUCUGGAAAAGAGUUUUCAAUAUCAACCCAUUAACUGUGCUUGGUAUCAAAUUCACUGCUUGAUCCGUUUGGGUUAUUGGAGACAUGCUGUCAAUCGUUGUUUUGCUCAAACUAAACGCUACCCUACACAACCCCAAUGGUACCUUUUGUUAUCCGAUAUUUAUUUUAAUCAGCAUAAUUAUCGGCUAGCCCAUGAUAUACUCUCAGAGGCAUCUCUUGCCGUCUCUGAUCUAAACGAAAGUUACGCCGAGAUUGAAUUCCAAAAGAAGGUUGCUUAUGAAGCAAAUUAUCGGCAACAUCAGCCGUCGUUGGCCAAUAAUUAUGUACUGCAUCCCCGUCUAUCUUAUGACAUACUAUUUCAUAUAUUUGAUUAUUUGGACUUGAAAAGUCUAGUACGGUCAACAGGUGUAUGCAAGGUAUGGAGACAGUUUCUGAUUUCGACUUGCCCACAUCUUUGGAGCAAGCUUGAAUUUACAGACAACAAGACGAGAUACAUUGGCUCAAGCACAAUCAAUUCCUUACUUGAUCGGCUCGGUAGUGUGUCCCUAAAGAAACUAUCGAUAAAUCAACAACAGGCAGAUGGUGAUGGUAUCCUAUUAACCUUACUACAGCGUGCUGAUCAUUGUCGAAACCUGAACACUCUCGUGUUGUCAAAUAUUCUUGUCUCAACCGUGGUAUUUUUUAAUGCCCUAGAAUAUAUUGGUCCCAAGUUAGUAACACUUGAGUGGGGAGGUGUGUCUCUAUGGUUAAACGAACUGAUGGAUCAUAUUCCAAGAACAUGUACCCAACUUAAGCAUCUUUUAAUUCAUGAUUGCUUUGCUUCUCUUUACCCCAAGGAGAAUGUGACUACGAGUUUUGUCCUAAGCUCUUUAGAGACCCUGCAGCUAUCAAACAUUCACGGACUAAAACCUGUCUAUCUGGCACAGACCUUGUCACACUGUCCAAAUCUAUUAGGUCUAACAUUAAAUAAGAGUGGAAUAGGCAUCACGGCUGUCCUAGACAUCAUAAAGACAAUCCCACUUGAAAAAUUAAACAAAUUUCAUUUUGAGCGAAACAUAUUUUCACAUGUGGAAGCACAGAAAAUGACCACAGAUGACAAUCACCUUUUGUCUAAACUAACCAACUGGAAAGAAUUACGCAUACAGUCAGACUCUGGGCUGGAGGAUUCGGAUCUAGAGUAUAUGCUCACUGGAGCUCAUCACACUCUAGUCACGCUCGAUUUACGUGGAUGUAUGCGUAUUUCAGAUAAUGGACUAUUACUUUAUCAACACUAUACACAAUUAAAGACACUCUGUCUAAGAGAAUGCUUUGGAAUUACAUCAGAUGGUAUCCUCACUAUUCUUUCACAUUGCCCUUUGCUUGAAAAGGUGGAUCUAUCGCAUCUCUCUACCAUUACAGACGACAUAUUGAUAGAACUAAGUAACAAAAAGUGCUUGAAAUACGUAGACUUGACAAAUUGCAAGCAGUUAUUUAAAGAAGAUAGCAUUAAAAUAUUAGUAAAAAGGAGAAAGCAUACACUACAAAAGAUCAAGUUCACUCAUUGCUCACUGGCUCUGCUCUAUUUUACAAUCACUUCAAUAAAAUCAGAUAUUAUUUAAACACCGACA